Camelina sativa (false flax) is the source of this 1679-nucleotide messenger RNA. RefSeq names its product syntaxin-22-like. Lineage: Eukaryota; Viridiplantae; Streptophyta; Magnoliopsida; Brassicales; Brassicaceae. Gene Ontology annotation, molecular function: SNARE binding; SNAP receptor activity. The record is from RefSeq and is a predicted model, not a curated record. Gene Ontology annotation, cellular component: endomembrane system; membrane; SNARE complex. Gene Ontology annotation, biological process: vesicle fusion; intracellular protein transport; vesicle-mediated transport.
CUCAACGUUUCUCUCAAUCUCUCCCUCUCCGCUGUUCACGUUUUCUCUCAAUUCUUUCCCAGAGAGAUAGAAACGGAACCCACCGGAGAUUCUGAGUCACGUCCUCAAUCUCCCUUACUGUAGAAAACAAAACCAAAAAAAAAUCGAAUUUUUCAUUUUCUUGAGAAUUAAAAAGUAGGAUUAUUUUAGUGGUGAAGAGAGAGAGAGAGAGAGAGAUACAAAAAGGAUGAGUUUUCAGGAUUUAGAGGCGGGAAGAAAAACAUCAUUAGCUUCUUUAAUGAGCUUCAAAGGUGGUGUUGGUGGUGGUCGACAAGAUACGACUCAAGCUGUUGCUGCAGGUGUCUUUAAGAUCAAUACAUGUGUUUCUACGUUCCAUCGUCUUGUCAACACUCUUGGUACUCCUAAAGACACCCCUGAGCUUCGUGACAAGCUGCGCAAGACGAUAUUACAUAUCGGACAGCUUGUGAAAGAUACAUCGGCUAAACUUAAAGAAGUUAGUGAAACUGAUCAUGAGAGAGGUGUUGAUCAAAGGAAGAAGAUUGUGGAGGUUGCAAAAGACUUUCAAGCUGUAUUGAAUGAGUUUCAAAAGGCUCAGCGUCUAGCUGCCGAAAGAGAAACUGUGUAUGCUCCUCUUGUCCACAAGUCAUCUCUUCCCUCAAGCUAUAGAGCCAGUGCGGCAUAUGUGAAUGCAGAGAAGGAUCCUAGGCAGCAGGCUCUUCUUUUGGAAUCAAAAAGACAAGAACUUGCACUUUCUGACAAGAAGAUUGCGUUUAAUGACGCUAGUAUUGAGGAUAGAGAGCAAAAGAUACAAGAGGUGCAGCAGAAAAUUGGCGAGGUGCAUGAAAUCUUCAAAGACAUGGGAGUGUUGGUACACAAUAAAGAAGCCAUUAUUGAUGUGAAUGCAGAGAAGGAUCUAGAGCAGCAGGCUCUUCUUUUGGAAUCAAAAAGACAACAACUUGCACUUUGUGACAAGAAGAUUGCGUUUAAUGACGCUCGUAUUGAGGAAAGAGAGCAAAAGAUACAAGAAAUGCAGCAGAAAACUGGCGAGGUGCGUGAAAUCUUCAAAGACAUGGCAGUGUUGAUGGUACACAAUGAAGAAGCCAUGAUUGAUGUGAAUGCAGAGAAGUAUCCAGAGCAGCAGGUUCUUCUAUUGGAAUCAAAAAGACAAGAAGAUUGCGUUUAAUGACGCUAGUAUUGAGGAAAGAGAGCAAAAGAUACAAGAAAUGCAGCAGAAAAUUGGCGAGGUACACGAAAUCUUCAAAGACGUGGCAGUGUUGGUACACGAUAAAGAAACCAUAAGUGAUGUGAUUAAUACUGACAUCGAUAACUAUCUCGCUAGAGCCUCCAAGACUCAACGAUCAAAAUCUUCACUGGCUUGCUUGCUCUUGGUAGUUUUUGGUAUCGUGCUCCUGAUUGUCAUUGUAGUGCUCGCGGUUUGAUUUUUCACAACUCAUGAAAGCAUGGACAAGUGGCCCAUCAUCUAUCAAGAAGUAUAAUGAGCUUAUGUUUGUCACUUAAUAGUGCUCAUGCAAGGAUUGAACUAUUUUUCUUUUGUCCCUUAAUAUAGAGCAUUUUGGUUUGGUUUCGGUAUCAGUUUGGUUUUGAACGUGUCUCACUGUUGGUUCUGUGAGAGAGUGCUGUUGCUUUCUCUCUGUGAUAUUAUAUAUUGACUUGUUGCA